Molecule: messenger RNA, 1878 nt
Organism: Sclerotinia trifoliorum
Lineage: Eukaryota; Fungi; Ascomycota; Leotiomycetes; Helotiales; Sclerotiniaceae
Source: the annotation of a GenBank genome assembly
ACUCAUCGCACCAUAGCCAUGCCAAGCGGCUAGAAUUACCCUGACACAUCUCCACUUUCACCCAUUUCCUCCAUGAGAGGGUCGCUUUCGGCUAUUUUGCUUGAUACGCCCCACCCUCUCGCGACGGAAUUUGUUCCAAGUAGUAUUUUUUUAUGUAUCGUCAACCCAUCUGAUCUUUGACUCCUGCGUUUGAGAUGUUGAAAAAUCACCUCAUGUAUGGAGAGGUCGUCGUAAUGAGGAAUAGACACGAAUGCACGUUUAGUUUUACAUUUCUAUAAGAUGACAACGAUUGUCACGCCGUCUACUCAAAGGAAAUCUGUUUCUUACGGCUGAUGAUUUCACUUACUUACUUUCGCUUCUUUCUAAAUAUCUGAUGUCUUAUCCUCAGCAGGUCUGAUUCUUUUCUUGGUCUUGUUCAAACGUUCUUUAUCUAUUUAUUUAUAUUUCUGAUAUUGCCGUGCUGUGCAUAUUGUCACCUUCAAUCUAUGAUCAUAUCUUCUAUUCUCGACAAACAAAAUGCCUACCCUUAAACAACUCCUUCUCCUAACCCCCGCUCUUUUCUCUACAAUCCACGCUCAAGGCGUACUCCUCUCAGCUCAAGGAACCAAAGACUCCCCUGCCUCUCUUCCCCUCCAAGUUCAACUCAACACUAACGACGCAAAUAUAAUCAACGCGGCCGAAAUCAACAGCAACAUCGUAAAUGAAUGCGGACGCACAAUUCUCAACGGCAAUAUCGAUAUUGGCGAAAAUACCGAAACACAAUUAGCUAAGAAAAGCGUAACAUCGGUUACGAAAGGAAGUGUCGUUAAUGUGGUGAUACAGCAAGGAGGUGCCAAUGGAAAGGGUCCGUAUAAGUGUGAUAUGGAUCCGACAAGUAACGGGUUGGGAUCGGGGCAGACGAAAUUGGCGGUUAAGGAGACAGAUGGGAAAGGAGGAAAUAUAAACUUAGCUGUUACUAUGCCGAGUAAUAUGAGUUGUAUUGGUGGUAUGUUUAGGCCCUUGCUAUUAUAUCCUAUUAACCCCUCUCCAUACUCACGGACCAAAAUCUUCAAGUCAAAUUCAACAACUAACAAAACCUAGCUUCAACUGGAAAUAUCUGCACAGUCCGUUGUUUUAACGCAGCAACCGCUGGACCAUUCGGCGGUUGUUUUGCAGUGAUGCAGACGGAUGAGACGGCUAGCAAGAAUACACCUGGGACAAUUGCCACAGCGCAAACUUUGAAGGGUGUUGAGGCCCAGGUUUUACAGUACGUUUUUGACUUAACGUUCUUAUCAUCGUAGAGAAACACUCGCCUUCAUUGUGCAAUCCUCCUCCAAUCAUCUAAAAUGCUUUCUAAAACCUAUUCUCCAUCUCGUAUCCUCUUAACCAAUCCCUCGCCCCUAGCCGCGAGCUAUAACUCCUCACAAUUCCCACUAACAUCCAUCCUAGGAACAACAAAGAUCUCCCCGCCGCCAUGAAAGCAAAUUCCGAAGCAACGCUUAACGAACAAGGAGUUUUUGCAGUCGAAGCACUUCUUAGUUCUUCCCUUGCAGCGGUUCCUACUGUUACUGCGAAAGCCGCGGCUACUCCUGCUGCUGCUGCGGGAAAGAAGAACGGGAACGGCAAUGGGAAGAACGGCAAUGGGAAUGGGAAUGGGAAUGGGAAUGGGAGAUUUGGAGGAGAUAAUGGGAACGGGAGGUUUCCUAAGACGUUUUUUGCGUAAGGGGUAUUUAUGGGAUGGAGAUAGUGGGAGGUGUGUUGACAGCGUGAUGAGAUGAGUUGAGAUGAAUGGGAUAAGAUGGGGUGUAGUUAGAUACCCGGCUUUUUAUUUUAUUUAUUCAACAAUAUUUAUAUAUUACUUCGAUUCGGAACCAUGGUAAUAUAUUCUUCGUACUUGUU